UACACAGUGGCGGAAGUUAUCGCAAUCCACCUGUUGCACUUCGAACAGGAAAAAUAGCUCGACAAAUCGAUAUUUGGCGUUCUUAAAAACUAAGCCAAUCGAAGCAACGGGAAAGUUCUAGAACUACUAGCUACAUUCUAUCCGUGUCAACUUUAAUGGACAAACUAAAGAAAGUUUUGAGUGGCCAAGAUGGCAACAAUGAUGACGGCGACAUAUUGCAAGCGGCGAACCAAGCCUCCACCCUGGGCUGGGGCACGCGCAUGAAGGGCUUUAUCGCAUGUUUCGUGCUCGGGGUCUUGUGUUCCAUUCUGGGGACAUGCUUGCUGUGGAUUCCAAGGGUUGGUCUGAUUCUGUUUGCAGUGCUGUACACACUCGGCAAUGUUGCCUCUCUGUGCAGCACUAUGUUCCUGAUGGGACCCCUUAAUCAGCUGAAGAGGAUGUGUGCCAAAGAAAGAGCACUGGCUACAGCUAUCAUGCUGACCUGUCUGGUUCUAACUAUGUGUUCUGCUUUCUGGUGGAAGAAUAAUGGUCUAGCCUUACUCUUCUGUAUUCUACAGUUUCUGGCCUUCACUUGGUAUGGCCUGUCCUACAUUCCAUUCGCAAGGGAUGCCGUGAUAAAGGCCUUCUCUGUCUGUCUGAAGUGAGGCUGCAAACCUCCCUUUCACUCUCCCUCUGAGGGGUUAUGUGUGUGUGUGUUUGGGGGUUGGCUAAAGCCCUCAACUCUCUGGCAAACACACAGACGCCACACAGGUGUGCUGGAAUGGUGCCCACUGAGUAAACACUCGUCAGCGAAUGCUUUCCAGAGCAGAAGUGUACCUGAGGUAUGAUGUUGUGUAGAGGAAUCUGUUUGUGAGGGAUGCCUUAUCUUAUGUGUGUGUGGUGUCUGUCCCUUUAAGGUUGGUGUAUAUGUGAAUUUUGUGUGUUUUUCUACACUGUGAGUCCAGCUCCUCUUAAUUUACUGUGGGGGGAGGGUCAAUGCACCACCUCUGUCAUUUCUCUAACUGUAAAUCAAACCAGACCAAAACUAUUCAGAUCUAUAUUUAGGUGCCGACAUGGUGUGUCUUCGCUAGUUAGUUGUACUGUAGUAGUUUAUUUACGUGUUCACAAUGGACAGCUGACUACUGAUCAUUUCACCGGCUCAGGUCUGGAAAUCUGUACAGUCAGGGGACUUUUUGCACCUACUCCCAAGUGCACUUACCAGGAGUCUGAAUAUAAGGGCCUGCUGUUAAACGUUCUUCUAGCUGGAUAGAUAUACAGUUGAAGUUGGAAGUUGGAAGUUUACAUACACUUAGGUUGGAGUCAUUAAGACUCGUUUUUCAACCACUCCACAAACUUCUUGUUAACAAACUAUACUUCUGGAAAGUCGGUUAGG
Molecule: messenger RNA, 1372 nt
Organism: Oncorhynchus gorbuscha (pink salmon)
Lineage: Eukaryota; Metazoa; Chordata; Actinopteri; Salmoniformes; Salmonidae
Product: vesicle transport protein SFT2B-like
Exons: 8
Coding region: 156-644 (162 amino acids)
Biological process (GO): vesicle-mediated transport
Cellular component (GO): membrane
Source: RefSeq, a predicted model, not a curated record